AUGCGGAGAACAAGGGAGGAAUAUGUAAACAGCGGUGAGGAGAAGUGUUUACGCAUGGCACGGCUGGAGGGCGUAAAUAAUGCGAAUACUGUCUCAGUGGAAAGCGAGAUAAAUCCGUUCACAAAUAAGCCGUUUUCAAAACAAUACUACGAGAUUCGUGCCCUUCGAGCCACGCUUCCUGUGUAUGAAAAGGCCGAAUUGCUCAAACGGUAUGUGCGUGAUCAUCAAGUUGUUCUGCUUGUGGGAGAAACGGGGAGCGGCAAGACCACUCAAGUCCCACAGUUUAUUGCGGAAAUGGGUUAUGCAGGUAUUAUUGCCUGUACCCAACCUCGAAGAAUUGCCGCCACAUCCGUGGCAGCACGUGUCGCCACGGAGAUGGACGUUAAGCUUGGGGAGGAAGUUGGCUAUCAUGUUCGGUUCCAGUCCAUGAUGGGUGAAAAAACGAGGGUGCUUUACAUGACAGAUGGUAUACUUUUACGGGAGGCCUUUUCGGAUCAUAAUUUGUCACGCUUUAGUGUUGUUAUUGUAGACGAAGCACAUGAACGCACAAUAGAUACCGACGUUCUUCUUGGCACUUUACGCCUUCUUAUGGAACGCCGUUCUGAGUUUCGAUUGAUUGUGAUGUCUGCAACUCUUGAAAUGCAAAAAUUUCAGGCAUAUUUUUCUCAGGCACCGUUGUUACAAGUGACAGGUCGCAAGUAUGAGGUCCAAGUCAAAUAUACUACACAACCCGUGAAGGAUUAUGUGGAGACCUCUGUUCAGCGCGUGUAUGAUAUCCACAUGAAUGAGCCACCUGGGGACGUCUUGUGUUUUCUCACAGGCGAGGCCGAAAUUGAAAAGGCGGUGACGUGGACAAAAAUGAAACUUGACGCAUUGCUGGUCCGAGAUUCAGAGGCGACACAUGAUAUUCGUCAGGGACCAAUGUGGGUGCAGGUAUUGCCCCUGUAUGGUUCACUGAGUAUGGAAGAACAGAAGCGUGUGUUUGCCCCUCCUGGUCCUCAUACAAGAAAAGUGAUAUUUGCUACGAACAUCGCGGAGACCUCACUCACCAUUGACGGUAUUGUUUAUGUGGUUGAUUGUGGGUAUCAUAAGCAGAGUUUAUAUAACUCAGAGGUUCGUGUGGAUUAUUUACUUCCUGCGCUCAUUAGCAAAGCCUCAGCAGAACAACGUAAGGGGCGUGCCGGCCGAACUCGGCCAGGCAAAUGCUUCCGUUUGUUUAGUCCGCAGGACUUUGCUACUUUUCCGGAUCAGACGCAUCCUGAAGUACUGCGGUCGAGUUUAGUCAAUACCGUGUUGUUGUUACUUAAGCUCGAGGUGGAGAAUCCAUAUCAAUUUUCAUUUAUUGAUCCACCCUCCCAGCAAAGCAUCAUGGAUGCAUAUUACCAGCUGAGUUUUUUUGGUGCUGUCGAUGAGGAUUUACAUCUGACAGAGUUUGGGAGAUUAAUGGCAGAGUUCCCAGUGGAUGCCUGUCUUGCUCGUAUGCUAAUACGCUCUGCGGAACACCGUUGUGGCGCAGACGCGGCAGUUAUUGCUGCCAUGUUGGAGGCUGGUAACGUCUACGUGCGUCCCUCAGGGCGUGGAAAUGAGGCAGAUCAACAACACACCACGUUUCAGCAUCCAGAUGGUGAUCACCUGACACUCUUUAAUGUGUUUCAUGCAUUUUGGCGCAACAAUCAAUCGCCACAGUACUGUUUUGACCAUUUUCUGCGCUAUCAUGCCCUGUUACAGGCUACUCGUGUGUAUGCGCAGCUAACAAAACUAAUGGGGAAGAAAAGUAUUCCUGUUGUCUCUACGUAUGAUGAUAAGACGAGAUUGUUUGACUCCGUGGCGCUGCGGAAGACGGUGCUUGAGGGAUUCUUUACACAGGUCGCCUACAAGCCGCCCUCUGCAGAGCAUUACAAGACCGUGAAGGAUUCUCAAUGGGUAGUAUUACACAAUCAGUCGGUGUUGUCAAAAAAGAAGCGUCCUCCAUGGAUUGUGUACGACCGCCUCGAGGUACAUGGAAAAGAGGGAACGUUUAUUCGUUUUGCUUCAGUGGUUGAACCGGAGUGGCUGCUUGUUGUUAGUGACUUUUUCACGGACCCUGCGGAGUUGUCUGACGGUGAGAUUUGUCACAUCUUGCAACGUCUAAAAAACAACGACGAAUUAAAUUUGUCUUCUGCUCACCCAUAG
Molecule: messenger RNA, 2172 nt
Organism: Trypanosoma cruzi
Lineage: Eukaryota; Euglenozoa; Kinetoplastea; Trypanosomatida; Trypanosomatidae
Product: ATP-dependent RNA helicase, putative
Exons: 1
Coding region: 1-2172 (723 amino acids)
Cellular component (GO): intracellular anatomical structure
Molecular function (GO): ATP hydrolysis activity; RNA binding; ATP binding
Source: RefSeq, a predicted model, not a curated record